GUUUCCUUCUCUAAAAAUUUUCCCAGCACAAUCGAUUGCCCAAAAAAGGAAAAUCGAGCAGCAGAUACUAUAAUGAAGUCGUAGGAGGCUCGUAAAUCACGAUGCAAGCAGAGAUCAAGCUUGGAAUUUUGUGAGAAGAGGAAAAAGAAAACACGAAUCAGAGAGGUCAGUGGCUGCGGCGUUUUCAGGUAUUCAAACAAACCUCAAUUGAAAACUUUUGGGGUAAAUAAGAGAGAACUCGGAGAGGCAUUCAAAACUCAAUUCUCAGACCAUUCUCCGAUCAACCAUGUUACCACUCCCAGGAACAACCACCACCGCAGCAAGCAGAUUAAUCGUUCUAUUAGACACUUGCGCUUCAACUAUCCACAUCAAACAAAUCCAAGCCCAACUCAUCCGGCAAAACCUCUGCGAGGACUCAACCAUUGCCUACGGUUUCAUCACCGCUUGCCAAUCCGUGGGUCUCUUGGACUCCGCCCAUCGUCUUUACUCCCAAAUCAAAAAACCCGACGUCUUCAUUUCGAACACCCUCAUUAAGUGCUCGUCUCGCGCCCAAUCCCCUCACAAAUCCAUAUCCGUGUACACCCGAAUGAAUAGAAAUGGAGUCUUUCCCGACCACUACACUUUCCCUUUUGUUCUCAAGGCUUUGUCUGACCUUCGUGAUGUUAAACGAGGGCAAUGCGUGCAUACCCAGGUUGUGAAAAUGGGUCAGUUUAAUGAUAUCUAUGUGCAGAACUCGUUGCUGAAUGUUUACGCAUCGGUUGGCAGUAUGGACUUGUGCCAGAAGGUGUUCGAUGAAAUGCCGCAGAGAGAUGUGGUAUCUUGGACGGUGAUGAUUACUGGGUAUCGAGAAGCUGGACGGUUUGACAACGCGCUGAAUGUGUUUGAACGAAUGGAGCUUGCGGGUGUACGGCCGAAUCAAGUGACCAUGGUGAAUGCUUUGUCUGCGUGCUCGAGUUCCGUGGCUCUUGAGGUGGGUAUUAGGAUACAUGGUUUUGUAAAGAGGAGCGGGUGGGAGUUAGAUGUGAUUUUGGGGACUUCUUUGAUUGACAUGUAUGGGAAGUGUGGGAGAAUUGAAGAAGCGUUGGGUGUUUUCCAAAGCAUGGAAGAGAAGAAUGUGUUUACAUGGAAUACCCUUAUUAAAGGGCUAGCUUUAGCCAAGAGUGGGGAAGAGGCGGUUUGGUGGUUUUCCCAAAUGGAGCAAGGAGUAGUCAAGCCAGAUGAAGUCACUUUGAUUGGAGUGCUUUUUGCUUGUAGUCAUUCUGGAUUAGUACAAGUGGGAGAGUCAAUCUUCCGUUCUUUGGUUGAUGGGAAAUAUGGAUUCGCCCCCAGCAUCAAGCAUUAUGCUUGUGCGGUUGACUUGUUUGCACGGUCUGGACAUCUUGAAGAAGCUUCGAAGAUCAUAAAAGAAAUGCCAUUUGAGCCCACAAAACCUGUUUGGGGAGCACUCCUAGCUGGCAGUAGAGCUCAUGGAAACCUAGAAAUGAGCGAGUUUGCAGCUUGGAAAUUGAUAGAGUUACAACCAGAGAAUAGUGGUUACUAUGUUAUUCUUGCAAAUAUUUAUAGUCUGAUGGGAAGAUGGAUUGACGCCGAAAAAAUUCGGGAGCUGAUGAAAGAGAGGGGACUUAAGAAGGAUCUCGGUUGUAGCUCAGUUGAGCAUCAACCUCUGGAUUCCGUCAAUGAGUUGGUAGCAUAGCAAGUCAAGUGCAUUCAUGAUGAAAGAGAAUUAACAUCCAGUCUGUCCAAACAGGAUAGUAAGACUUUUGUUGAGUAUUUGAUUUUCACCAGUUGUCGAACAUUAUGCCGCUGAUCCUACUACAGCUGUACGGGGGAACAUGGAAAACUGGUUGUGGGGUUCAUGGGAACAUAGAAUUGAGCCUCUUUGCUGCAAAGUUGUACAGUUGACACCUUAGACUUAGAGAUUUGGGCUGUCUUAACUGUGGGCAGGGAUGGGAAGACUGAGAGAUGAUGAAAAAGCAUCCGAAGAGGUGAAAGAGAGUGGAUUUUAGGAGUUGUCUUGCACAGCUGGAGAGCUUCAGCGCCAGGAUCUAUUGCCUCAUUGUGUAGAAGUCCUUUGCCGUGUAACUGUAAGAUGAUAUCUUUCUACACUUCCAUUUGAAAACUUGUUGCUUUAUAGCAUUUAUUAAUUAUUUGGAAUAGAGGAAAAAGAAGGAAUUCGCGGCUC
This is a messenger RNA of Rhododendron vialii, 2182 nucleotides long. RefSeq names its product putative pentatricopeptide repeat-containing protein At5g40405. Gene Ontology annotation, biological process: RNA modification. The transcript has a single exon. Lineage: Eukaryota; Viridiplantae; Streptophyta; Magnoliopsida; Ericales; Ericaceae. Gene Ontology annotation, molecular function: RNA binding; protein binding. Bases 287 to 1693 code for a protein of 468 amino acids. The record is from RefSeq and is a predicted model, not a curated record.